Messenger RNA from Pseudonaja textilis, 3592 nucleotides. It is a transcript of the gene CXADR, whose product is annotated as CXADR cell adhesion molecule. Gene Ontology annotation, molecular function: cell adhesion molecule binding. Gene Ontology annotation, cellular component: basolateral plasma membrane; bicellular tight junction; intercalated disc. The record is from RefSeq and is a predicted model, not a curated record. Lineage: Eukaryota; Metazoa; Chordata; Lepidosauria; Squamata; Elapidae. Gene Ontology annotation, biological process: homotypic cell-cell adhesion.
GUGAAGAGGAGAGGUCAGCGCCUUUCUCUCAGAUUUCGCCUGCCCUUAGCGUCGGGCAACUCCAGCGGAGCACCGCAGCAGGGCUGUGGCCGGGCGGAAGUGACGGCCGUUUCACCUGCUGAGCUGCGAGGGGACAGAGGAGGGCGGCGCGAGGCGGCGAGUGUCCGUUGGGAAUUCGCUCGAGAGUCGCUUCUUUUCCUCUGGCCGCCGGCGACUGCUUUCUCCUGCGCUCUCUCUCCCCGCCAUGGCAUCGCUGCUGCCGCUCUUGUGGGCUGUAACGUUUCUUUGCGCAGAUCUAAUUGAAGGUAUAACAAUAACAUCGACAGAAUACACGGUUACAAAAGCUCAAGGAGAUAAAGUUACACUGCUGUGCACAUUUACUCUUGCUACAGGAAAUAGUAGAAUGGUUGAAAUUGAAUGGAGUAUUUUGGCACCAGAAGGGGAGAAAACAGUUAUCAUAUAUAAUGAUGGCAAUGUUUAUGAUACAUAUGAUGUGGAGGGACGAGUACAAUUUGCUAAACAAAAUCCAGCAUCUGGAAAUGCAAGCAUUGAUAUCUUAAAUUUAAAAGCAGAAGAUACUGGCAAAUACCAAUGUAAAGUAAAGAAACUUCCUAGUGUUAAAACUCAUAGAGUCCACUUGACAGUACUUGAAAAACCCAUGAAGACUAAAUGCUACAUUGAAGGAUCUCAGGAGAUUGGAAGUGAUCUUACUCUGAAAUGUAAAUCCCAAGAAGGUUCUUCCAUCAUAGUUUACUCCUGGAAAAAAACUACUGGUUCACAAGAACUUCCAGCAACAGCAUUACCAAUUGAAAAUACAGGCGACUUAUUUGUGAAAAAUGCCUCUCAGACUUAUUCUGGUACUUACACGUGUUUGGCUUACAAUAAAGUUGGCAGAGAUGAAUGUUCUGUCAUACUGACUAUUACACCCCCUAUCGAUAGAGCUGGUACUAUUGCUGGAGCAGUUAUAGGAACUCUUCUGGCACUCAGCUUAAUGGCUUUGUUCAUUUUCUGUUGCUAUAAGAAACAAAGAGACACAAAAUAUGAAAAAGAAGUACAUCAUGAUAUCAGAGAGGAUGUCCCUCCUCCAAAGAGCCGUGCCUCAACAGCGCGCAGCUAUAUAGGGAGUAAUCGGUCAUCUUUGGGCUCAAUGUCUCCAUCUAAUAUGGAUGGUUUUACCAAAACUCAGUACAAUAAAGUGCCAAGUGAAGAACGUACACCCUCUCAAGAUCAGUACUUUGAUCCACCAAAGGUAGCUGCACCUAAUCUAAGUAGAAUGGGAGCUAUUCCUGUGAUGAUACCAGCACAAAGCAAAGAUGGUUCCAUAGUAUAACAUGACAUUAAUUUGAAGUUUCAUCAGUUCAUUACCACAUUGAUGAUUAGUUUGUACCAGAUCUACAUGUACAAUUGAGCAUCAAGAUAUGUGCUUAGCUCAACUUAUUUUUAUUAAGUUUGACUGCUUUUAUUGAAAAAAGUUGACAGUGAAAAAAUGUUAUCCACCUUUGUAGGGAUUUCUAAAUAAAUAUUAAAAUAUGAAUUAUUGAUCUAUUAGUUAUAGUAGAUUGUAUGACAUGAAGCAUUUUGUAUUUACAUUGUUACAGAUACCUGUUUAUAUGAGAACUGUUACAAUGAUAGUUUUUCUGUUCACAAAUCUGAAAAUAGAGACUUGCAUUCUUGUAAUAUUGAUUCUGGAAUACUCUUCUCAAAAACUUAGAAUAUUUAAAAUGCAUUAUUAGAUAUAGUAAUGCACAUGUUUACCAUAUUUACCAAUUUCUGUCCUCUCACACACUCUCUCUCUCGCUCGCUCUUGCUCUCUCCAGUCUUACAGGAUAUUGCUUGUUAUAUGUGGAUAAACUACUCCUUUCUAGAUAUGUAAUAUUGAAUGGAUUUAGUCAGCAUACUAACUACAAACAGUAUUUGAUAGUGAAAUUAAACCUGAAUUCAAUCAUUAAUGAUAUUGUACUUGCCAUUUUGAAACUCCUUGUUUUUUAUAAAGAUUUGUGCAACUUAUGGGACCAGAAUACUUCAAUUUAAUUUAUAAAAUAUACUGGCACAAUUACAUUUUUGUAGUAAAGUUUUCUGUAACCCAAGAACUGGUGAGGGCUUCCCCACUAUAUUAAUAUCUUCAGAGUUAUCAAUUAGUACUUUUUUAUUAACUCAUCCUAUUUAUAUUGCUCCAUUGAUUUUAUUACCAAUUAAAAAAAUUGGAAUACCAAAAAGUGAAUAUCAGCUUAAGCUGGUAGUUUAUAUAUAUAUAUGUGGAAAGUUAUACAUUCUUAUUAGAAAAUUGCUCCCAAUGAAUUAUAAAGUUUGCUUCUGUCUUUCUUUUUCCCAUUCAUCAUGUCCAAUUCUUGGAGACUGCCUGAACAAGCCCCUGCAGUUUUCUUGACAAGGUUUUUCAGAAAGCCGUUGCCUCCUUCGUAGGGCUGAGAGAAUAUGACUAGCCCAAGUUCCCCAGUUCGCUUUGUGCCUAAGGUGGGACUAGAACUCCCUGUCUCUCAGUUUCUAGCCUGAUGCCUUAACCACUUCAACAAAUUGGCUCUUAUGCUUUUUUUUACACAUGAAUAAUUUCAAAAAUGUACUGCAACUUUAAAUAUUUACACUUGAUAACUUAAUUUUUUUUGAAAUUGUGGUUCUUGUAUAUAUGAAUCAUUAAAAAAAUAAGAUACCAAGAAUUAAUAUUUAAACUUCUCUUGUAGUAACCCAAAUUAGUAUAUAGAUGUUUCUUGUCUCACAAUCAUAGUUGUGACCAGAAUUUCAGUUGCCAAGUAAUGCAGUUGUAAAGCGAUAUAUCAUGUGAUCACGUCACUUAGCAAUCUCAGCACUCCUGAAUUAUGGAUUGUUAAGCAGAGAGAGUGUCUCACAUACCACAAAGAAAGGAAAUCUGGUGCAGGCUGCAUGCAAGCUGGGGAGAGCUGUAGUGUGACACAAUAGUGCUGCACCCUGAGAAGCCUCAGCUAUCUCACCAGGCCAAGCAGAGCUUCAUGACUGCAGGGCCAUACAUCUCUCCCCAUCUUCCUAUUUCCUCAUGAUCUAUGCCCUUUUGGCCACCCCGCAAAGCAGCACUAGUCAGCCAUUCCUUCUCCAUUCUUGCAAGACCUGAGGAAGACUAGAAGAUUUUUGAAGAGUAAUUAGAAUUGAAUAUAUGGCCUGGAGAAGGAAUGGCAUGCAUGCUUUGGAGAAUGAGGGGUCUGAAGCACCACAAGAAUGGGACUUUUGCCAUUCUCCAAAUUGUGCAUCCAUUUUUAUGAAACCUGGGGAAGAUAAGAAAGUUCUGGGGCUGAAGUAGAAGCUUGGGGCGGCGGGGGGGGGGGCGUGUUAGCAGAUUGAGACUGCGGAAAGUCAUAGGCCUCUACUUUAGCCCAACCCUGCCAUUGUGCAGGAUGCUCAAAAAGUAAUAGAUUGAAUAGACGGGGGGAAAUUGCCAAGACCCAGAAUUUUAAUCUAUGAUUGCAGGAGUGCUGCAGUGAGCUUAAACUCAUGGUCUUAAACUCAUUUUUUUUCAGGACCAUAAUAAUUGGUCAUAAAUCAAGAACCACCAUAAUAUGUUACUUUUAAUUGUAGUAAAGUGUUUCUGUGUUACCUAAUUUUAAUU